AUGUCUACUAGUAUUCCAGUAUUGAAUAGAAAUCAUUCUUUACCACCGCUCUUACUCCCGGCAUCGAGACCUGUGAGUGGUGUUGGUAGUAGUGCAGAGACAAGACAAGAUCCGUUCAGUACCGGCAGUAAUGGUAAAAGAAGUGGUAGUUUGGAGGGAUUAACCCAGCUCGCUACGAAAAGGGCUAGAAUAGAUGCUACUGGUGGUAGUGAUGAUGGUAGCAAUUCAGUUCCGCUUCCAUUGUUAUUUGCUUCGCCCAUUCCCCUAGUAGGUUCGUCGGCUCCGAAAUCGGGAUCUGUUUCUUCCGUUUCCUCUAUGUCCUCCUUUUCCGAUUCUUCUGCGUCUCCUCAUGUCGGUGUUAUGUUCGGUGAUUACGGUAUACGCGAUGGGGUCCGCAGGAAUAGUGACUAUGCGACUGCGACUGAAAGGAAAAGUAGUAAAUUAACACCACCACCAACCGCACCGUGUAUGACUCGAGAAAGAAAUUCUCCGAGGUCUAGUGCUAGUGGACCAAGUAGCGGUAGUGGUAGUAAUAGUAGCAAGCGUCAAAGAGUGGGACCAAGCUGUGAUGGAUGCCGGCUUAAAAAGAUUAAAUGUGAUGCGCAUGUGGAAAUCGUUUUGCAAGAUCCAAGGGUUGUGUCACAAAUUUCCAAUAAACUUCAUCAGGUGGUCUCUCGAGAUCAGGUAUCUCAAAUGGAUCUAAAAGUGGAUAUUUCGAACAUUCCAAUGGAUUCUGUCUUGGUUAAACAUAUUGAUAAAAUUGUUAUGUUUAAACCAUGUACGUCAUGUAACAAGCGUCGCGCAAGUUUAGAUGGAAGUCAGGGCCCACUGGAUGGGAGAAAUGACAACGUCACUGGUGGCGUAUGUGUUUUCAGUAAGGGAUUCACAAGAGCUGAUAUCAACGUUUUUGUCAAAAUUUGUAAAAAGGUAGGUGGGAAACCUGUACAGGAAAUGACUGUGGAAGAUUAUCAUGAAGCUGGAUUUUAA
Molecule: messenger RNA, 987 nt
Organism: Zygosaccharomyces rouxii
Lineage: Eukaryota; Fungi; Ascomycota; Saccharomycetes; Saccharomycetales; Saccharomycetaceae
Product: Zn(II)2Cys6 transcription factor domain-containing protein
Exons: 1
Coding region: 1-987 (328 amino acids)
Biological process (GO): regulation of DNA-templated transcription
Molecular function (GO): zinc ion binding; DNA-binding transcription factor activity, RNA polymerase II-specific
Source: RefSeq, a predicted model, not a curated record